Crotalus tigris (Tiger rattlesnake) is the source of this 1593-nucleotide messenger RNA. It is a transcript of the gene PCLAF, whose product is annotated as PCNA clamp associated factor. The record is from RefSeq and is a predicted model, not a curated record. The transcript is spliced from 4 exons. The coding region runs from base 542 to 898 and encodes 118 amino acids. Gene Ontology annotation, biological process: translesion synthesis; regulation of cell cycle. Gene Ontology annotation, molecular function: chromatin binding. NCBI's taxonomy places the organism in Eukaryota, Metazoa, Chordata, Lepidosauria, Squamata, Viperidae. Gene Ontology annotation, cellular component: nucleus.
GGCUGUUCUCCUUUUCUUCCAUUUUUUUUCUUUUUUCUCCUUUUCUUUAGAUCUGCUUGUUACUUUUUAUGUAAAAUCUUCAAUAUAUAAUAACUAUAUUUUUUUGAAAAAAAAAUGCAUAACGUUCAGUUAUGAUUGCCCGCCUCGGCGGAGGCGUCCUUCCCUCGAUUCAGACCCAGAGGAGCCCAGUCAAACUUCCCCUGAUCCGGUUCCUUCGACCGGCGGCGGCCCGGGGCUCGGGGAUCCCGCCUAAGGGCGAUUCCGGUCGGCGAAGUGAAGCCAGACGCGGCCGGAGUUUUGAACCGCGGGUGAAAGUCGCGGGCUGGCUCGUGAUUGGCCGUUCGCCUUCUCCGCCUCGGCCAAUGGGAGCGCGGCGCGCGCGCGGGAAGCCCGAAUAUUGCGGCAGGAGGAAGUAGCAGCUCCGCCGUUUGCUGGACAGUUUCGCCUUUUGCCUUUUAUUCCGCUUUCCUUUCCCGGGUUUGGUUUUAUUCCUUUUUCUUGGGUUUUUUUUUUCUUUUUGGUGCGGCGGCAAGGGACGGGCAUGGUGCGGACCAAGGCGAACAGCGGAGGCACCGCCGGUGCCUAUCGGAAAGUGGUAGCUGCUAGAGCUCCGCGGAAGGUGCUGGGCUCUGGACAGGCGAGUGUUAGCUUGUCUCCUACAUCAAGGAAAGCUGAAAGUAAGUAUGCAGGAGGCAAUCCGGUAUGUGUGAGGCCAACUCCAGCCUGGCAAAAAGGAAUUGGAGAAUUCUUCAGGCAAACUCCCAGUCGCCUGGAAAAGGAGAACCACAACUUGGAGGAGGAGCCCGGGUGCAGCGAAAUAGGAAAACGCAGAAAGAAAGCACGUCCUUUGCCUCCCUGUCCUGCAGAACAGGAAGAAUCUGAAGAUGAUCAAAUGUGAGCUAUCCUGCUUCUGGCAAGCAGAUCUUAUGCGCUCAGAGUGUUAUGUAUAGGCUGUAUAUAUAUAUUGCAUAUAUUCCGUUUGAAUUUGAGCCUUUAUGUUGAUAAGCAUCUAGUUCUAGCAUACUACUCUGUUGACUAAAAAGUUGACAGACUAAAAAAAGGGACAAGUCAUUGAUACAAUGCUCUUAAUACUUAAGUGUUUUAAUGAUUCUUAACUAGUAACUACAUGCUUUGUAUUAAAACUCGUUUUGCUGCUUUAUGCACUUCUGUGCCAUAUCGGUGUUAAAUAACAUCCUUAUGCUUCUGUAAAAAAAAGUUUAUUUGACUGUUGCUAUGCUAAAUACCGAGUUUUUUCUGUAAACUAGAAAAUGCUGAAUAAUUCUUUUGGCUUUAAAAGAAAUAAGGCCCAAGAAAUGUACCUCAUUACAGUGGCGGAAUCGUAGAAUUUCUACAUGGCUCUGUAUAAUAGCUCAAGUAGGCCAAAUUGUGGUACGAAGGCAACACGAAGCACAGAAUCGCUGAUAUUAGAAAGAACGUAUUAAUGCUUCUAAAGAUGUUCCAGUUUGCUUCCAUCUUUGUUUUGCAGCACUGUGGGUGGAGUUUUCUGGUUUUCUGGUUAACCAAUUACUACAUUACUUGUAAUUGUGGAAUUGGCCUAAUAAAGAUACAAUGCAGAGUUUUUAUAGAAUUCAG